Molecule: messenger RNA, 3608 nt
Organism: Limanda limanda (common dab)
Lineage: Eukaryota; Metazoa; Chordata; Actinopteri; Pleuronectiformes; Pleuronectidae
Product: liprin-beta-1-like
Exons: 26
Coding region: 153-2813 (886 amino acids)
Biological process (GO): neuromuscular junction development
Cellular component (GO): presynaptic active zone
Molecular function (GO): protein binding
Source: RefSeq, a predicted model, not a curated record
UUUGGAUGAAAGCUCGAGUCUCGCUUUUAUUUCAAUGAGAAGUCGCUCGGGCACGAUGACGCUGCGUCAGACUCACAUCGCAGAACCGACGCGUUCCGGACGAAUCCUCUGAAGUUUCUGCCCAGAGAAAAAAACCAUUCAUUGAAGCGAAGAUGAUGAUGUCUGACGCCAGUGACAUGUUGGCAGCUGCCCUGGAGCAGAUGGAUGGGAUCAUAGCAGGCUCCAAGGCGAUGGAUUACUCCAACGGGCUCUUCGACUGCCAGUCGCCCACCUCACCGUUCAUGGGGGGGCUCCGGGUGCUGCACCUCCUCGAGGACCUGCGGGCGGCACUGGAGCUCAUGGACAAUGAGGAGAGGGACAACCUGCGCUGUCAAAUCCCUGAUUCCACCGCAGAGGGGUUGGCAGAGUGGCUGCACGGAGGAAUGGCCAACGGACACGGCCCAGAAGCACUGAACCAAGAUCGUCUCUCACGGCUGGAGAGUGACAAAGAGUGUCUUAUUCUCCAGGUAAGCGUUCUGACGGACCAGGUGGAGGUGCAGGGGGAAAAGAUUCGAGACCUUGACUCUUGUCUUGACCAUAACCGGGAGAAACUCAAUGCUACUGAGGAGCUUCUUCAACUGGAGCUGAUGAGCCGAUCGGGGCUGGAGACCCAGAAGCUGGAGCUGAUGACGGAGGUGUCGAGUCUGAAGCUGAAGCUGGCGACUGUGGAGCAAGACCACAGGGACCAUGAGGGCCUGUACCAGGAAGUAACCGACCUGCGGUUCAGGGUGACUGACAUGGAGAACGAGAGACUGCAGUGUGAGAAGAAACUCAAAGUUACCAAAGACGAGCUGCAGCUUCUACAGAAGCAGCUGGACGAGCGGGAGCUGGAGCUGCGGAGGCUGAGGGACGAGGGCCGGCUGAAGGUGGAGGGAGGAGACGGAGAUACAGAAGUGCUGAAGGUGAGGAGGGUGUUGGAGACGCUGGCGUCCGCCAACGAUCAGAAGGAGAGACGGAUUAAAGAGCUGGAGGAGUCGCUGACUAAGUGCAAGGAAGUGCAGGAGCUCGAUAAAGAGAAGUUGAAGGAAGACGACUAUGACGAUAUCCCAGAUGAUCUCUCGGUUCCUGAGUCCAUGGAGGUGGAUCAGGUCACGCUGGCUUUGGAGGGGGAGGCAGGAAGGAGCUUCGGCGAGUCGGUUCCGUGUAUCGCUGUGUUGUCUGAGAUGAACGAUUUGGACAGAGAACGACAGUUACAGACGCAAAGUUUGACGGUGACCAGCAGCAGUGACCAGACGAUAAACAGAGCAGCUGGUUCCCUCCCCCCCAGUAAAUCAAACCCCAGCAGUGAACAGGCAUUUGGCUCCAAGAAGAGUCGCUCCUCUUUUGGUCGUGGAUUCCUGAAGCUGCGAGGAGGGAAGCAGGCGGCCAGCACCUCCAACCUCGAUCGCACCCGGAGCUCCAGUGCACCUGUGUUAGCUGAGACAGAACGUAAAGGCACAGAUCACCUGGACUUGGCCGUUGUUCCUCCACAGAAAUCCCACAAUGCACCUCCCCUGCCGUCCUCACCAGAAACCAAAAAGAAGUCGAAAGGAUUCAUGAAAUUCUUUGGCAGGCUGAAGAGGAGUCACUCCACCUCCUUCAACCUCGACGACGCAGCGGAGAUGGAGUUCAGGAGGGGCGGAGUCAGAGCCACAGCCGGCCCACGACUCGGGUGGUCGCGAGAAGCUAAACACAAUGCCGUUGAUGUUCCUUUCUCCCGCUGGAGUAAAGAGGAAGUUUACGAGUGGCUACACGAACAAGGCCUCGGGUUAUACGCUGCUCAGGGUCAGAACUGGAUCAAAUCAGGACAAACUCUGCUGCAGGCGUCACAGCACGACGUGGAGAAGGAGCUGGGCAUCAGGCAGCCUCUCCACAGGAAGAAGCUACAGCUGGCUCUACAGGCGCUGGGCUCAGAUGAGGACGACCUGAAGGGCAAACUGGACCACAACUGGGUGACCAGAUGGCUGGAUGACAUCGGCCUCCCGCAGUACAAGAGUCACUUCGAUGAGGCUCGUGUUGAUGGACGGAUGCUGGACCACAUGACAGUGGAGGACUUGUUGUCUCUGAAGGUCGGCAGCGUUCUCCAUCACCUCAGCAUCAAACGAGCCAUUCAGGUCCUCCGCCUCAACUCCUACGAAGCAAACUGCCUCAGGCGACGGCCGUCCGACGAGAACAACAUGACUCCGGCUGAGAUCUCCCAGUGGACAAACCACCGAGUGAUGGAGUGGCUCCGGUCGGUGGACUUGGCCGAGUACGCUCCCAACCUGAGAGGCAGCGGCGUUCAUGGAGGACUGAUGGUGUUGGAGCCGCGUUUCAACGUGGAAGCUCUCGCUCUCCUGCUCAACAUCCCCCCCAACAAAACCCUGCUGAGACGCCACCUGGCCACACACUUCCACCUACUUGUCGGCUCCGAGGCUCAGCGGCUCAAACAGGAGUGUCUGGAAAACCCUGACUACACCGUCCUCACCGCCACCGCCAAGGUCAAGCCUCGCCGGAUGUCCUUCGGUGGGUUUGGAACUCUGAGGAGGAAACGCCAGGACGACCACGAGGAGUACGUCUGCCCCAUGAACGUGGAGAUGCCAAAAAGCAGCAGCUUCCAGACGGGGGUGCGGCUCUACGAGGACCACCUGGAACAGAUGGAGGACUCUGAGGGGACAGUGCGGCAGAUCGGAGCGUUCUCCGAGGGAAUCAACAACCUGACGAACAUGCUGAAGGGCGACGGCUUCUACCAGGAAACGUCCGUCUGUCAUCAAGAGGUCGACGCAGUGGAAACACACGACAGCUCCAACGCGUGAAGCUGAACUUUGGCUCAAAAGAAAAAUUCUGGGCCGACGUCUUUCUCAAACCUCCCAGAUGAAAACCUUGUGAGACCUUUUCACAGUGAUGUUCAGUUAGUCUGUGUCGUUGAUAUUUAUUAAGGCCGUCAGUUAUAAAGCAUGAACUUCAAAUUCAAGGUUUGCAUUAACGUGCCUGCAUUUGUUUGUAUUACUCUUGUAGUCAGUGAAUUAUCUUUAAGAUGUUUGUCUUAUUUUAAAGAAAUCUCCCUCAAGUGUUUAUGUCCACAGCUGCAGUCAAAUGAUUCUGUUGUGGUACGUUAACUUUUUUAAAGUUAAUCCAAAGGACGUCAAACUGUUUAGAUUUGUCUCCUCUUUUUAAAGAGUGUCGGGUUCGACGUGUUUUAAAGUAGUUUCCACUUGUGUCAUCCAGGACACUGUUUAAACUUCAGCAUCACACACUUAGUGUUAAGGUUGAGAUGAAUCUGAAAACUCAAACUGUUUGUGUUCAGACACCACAACAGAACACGUUUAAGGUCUUGAAUGUUGUGUUAUCUGAAUAUUGUUCACUACAAAAACGUUUCAGCUCGUAAAAUCACUAUUAGCAUUUGUAGUACAGAUAAAUAAAUGUUUAGCUCCAACCUCCUCUAGCUUCAUAUUUACCAGACGGAUGUGAGUGGUUUUAAUCUUCUAAUCGACAAAGAUCUUCAACAUAAAACUGUUCAAAACCAAAGUCUUUGUUUCUAUCAGGAAAUUAACCAAAUGUUUUCUUCUACGUUGUUUUUCCAUUUUUGUUAAUAAAAACGAAAAAAUCUA